AUGGAAGACAAUGACUUCUAUAGCAGGUCACAAAAGGUACUUCAUCUAGCUGAAAGGAAAGUCAGAUUAAAGAAGACCUCAGAAGCAAUAGAACUGAUAUUUAAUUUUUCAGAAAUCUGUCUAGAUAACCAGGAAUAUGCACUAUGCAUUGAUACCGCAAGUAAAGCUGUAAAAUAUGGAACAAUUGAUGAUAUAAGCAUUUCAGAAGUUUAUAUUGAAAAAUUAUUAACAUUUUUCCAUAGAUUACACGAUUCAAUAGAAGUAUCCAACGAGAUGAUCUCUCUGCACAAACUGCUAAUACUUGCGAUAAAAUGGUCAAAAAAAGUAUAUGAAAAGGGCGAUCCUAGACUACAUGAGGUGGCUGGAAUUUGUUCGCUAACUUUAAAUAAAUUUAUGGCAGCCCAAAAACACUUGAUUUACUCGCAAAAUAUGGAGAAACUCACUGAGGUUAUCCUGCGGUGGAUGGAACAAGCUCCUGAGUUCGAACGGCCCUUUUUUUGCCUACGAACAACACUACUUAUUCUCCAAUUAUCAACUGCUGAACUAGCUGAACAAUUUGUUUCAUCCAUGCCAUUCAACUUGGACGCUGUUGAUACUCCUUUACCGGUGCAACUAUCGUACCUGCUAACUAAAAGCCUAGAAACGGCGAAAACAGAUCCAGAAUUGGGGAAGAGUCUGUUCAACAAAGUGGCAUAUGACUAUCGCUUAGUCCUUCAGGCAGAUUCAGAACUUAAUGAUCUGGUGCAAUCGAUUAAGAAUGAGAAAUUUUAA
This is a messenger RNA of Babesia microti strain RI, 771 nucleotides long. Its product is annotated as conserved protein, unknown function. The coding region runs from base 1 to 771 and encodes 256 amino acids. Lineage: Eukaryota; Apicomplexa; Aconoidasida; Piroplasmida; Babesiidae. Gene Ontology annotation, cellular component: cytosol. The transcript has 4 exons. Gene Ontology annotation, molecular function: protein binding. Gene Ontology annotation, biological process: protein insertion into ER membrane. The record is from RefSeq and is a predicted model, not a curated record.